UUAUACAUUGCGAUAGCAGCUGUAAAUAUUGUUCUCUCCAUCACGGCAUCUCUGGGCAACAUUCUGAUCCUGAUUGCUCUUCGCAAAGUGACUUCUAUUCAUCCGCCGACAAAACUGUUGUUUCAAUGCUUGGCCAUCACUGAUCUUGGAGUUGGUCUCAUUUCCCAGCCACUCAUGGCCACGCUGAUACUCCUGGUUGAUAAUAUUGACACUAAAAUUUGGAAUAUCUUGUCUUCCUAUCUCGGGUCUUUAUCCAUUAUUUUUACUGGAGUAUCGGUUUUUGCAUCAACUGCCCUGAGUGUGGACAGACUUCUCGCCCUGUUUUUGGGGUUGAGGUACAGACACGUUGUAACAUUGAAGCGAAUUCGUGCAGUUCUUGCCUGUGGUUGUUUAGCCGUUCUAUUGCUUCUGUUGGUUUGGAAUUUUAGGGCAAAAACCAGGAUUAUGAUAAUUAUAAUUUUCUUGACACUUUGUCUCAUUAUCUCGCUGUUCUCUUACACGAAGAUUGUCCUUAGACUUCGUCAACAUCAGUCCAGUGUACGAGACAAUGUCCAGCAAGGACAAGCGAACACAGGAGGAAUUCCACUGAACUUAGAACGAUAUAAAAAAACUGUUGUAAGCAUAGCUUUGGUGCAGCUGGCAUUAGUUACAUGCUAUUUUCCUUCUAAUAUUUGCCUUAUUUUGAUUCAACUGGGUCGUAUUCCCCCUGGUAUUGAUUUGAUAUUACUUUAUUACACUACCACUCUCCUUUUCCUAAACUCGUCUUUAAACCCGUGUCUGUACUGCUGGAGGAUCAAGGAAAUACGACAAGCAGUGAAAGUCACAAUCAGAAGGUUUUGCACGUGUUUAAGUCAAGAAACAUCCACUCUAUCUACGAAUCAGUAAAAAUUAUUGUGUAACUGCAGCUCAUUCUCUCUUGGUAAUAGUAGUGUCAACUGAAAACCAAUACUGAAGCUAAUAACUGGAAAGAAAUCAAUAAAAACAAUCAUGCUUUAAAGGUUUAUCGAUAUUUGAGAAAAAAUGAUAAUAUAUAAAUAGUAAAUUUUCACCAUGUUUCAGCUACCAGCACCAUAUUCCUCCCUGAUGAUUCGUUCGCAUUUUAUCAAAAGUGGUAAUUUCCAAACUUUUGGUUUCUUUACUGCUUAACGCUAGUCUUGAUUGUUUUGUUUUAUUUUUACCCCUGAUCCAGACCGUGGGGUGGGGGGCUAAAAAGUUGAAUAACUUCAAAACCGUUCAAUCUAUGACCACCAAACUUAGCAACUUUGUGGGAAAUUUUCAGCUUGCACGAAUUUUUUUUUCGCUCACUGCUUGUGCAGGAAUUUUUUGUUCAGGUGAACCCCUCUGCACGAACUUUUUUUUCAGACAAAUAUUGCUUUUUUUUUGAACAGUGAAAUCUUGAUUUAUUAUCUAUGUUUUUGUGCUUUAUAAAUUGUUCUACACUCACAACAGAUCAAAGGAUACAGGCCACUUUAAUGCAAAAUCUUUUCGAAAAUGUACACACAGUGAGAGAGGAGGAAGCCACUUGGAGUGGACGGCUUCCCUGUGCAUUUUUUCAGUCCCUGCUCUCUGGAAUUCCUCUCCUACAGCCCAUCAUAAUGAUGCCAUACUCCAUUCAUCAAAAUAGCAAGAAAUAAGCGUUGAUAGGCCAAACACAACUCAUAAGCUCGUGAUAAUGUGAACCGUGACCUUGAGAGUCUGCUUGAACAGUGGUUCUCUUUCUUUUUUUCUCUCGCGCGAAGUUUACUAGCACUACACAGUGCAAGACGUGUAGCAUUCUAAACUUUGACUGAGUAAAUCUUGUUUUUUCCGCACUAAGUCUUAUAUUUAGAGGUCAUGAAGCCGGUUUGUUGCAUGCAUACUUAGUAAUCAUUUCCUGUGGUUUAUGCUUCUGUAGGUGUCCCUGAUAGGAUUUGAUUUCAGAUGUAGUUGUAAAGUGUUUUAUAUCCUUUGAACUCUGUUUAUUACGGCUGAAUAAAGAUUUUAGUUUUUUUGGUUUUCUCAGAAAUGACUGUACCUGAAUAACUAUAUGCAUGAAUACAAGUUUCUUUGUCCGUGAAUGUGAUUAUUUCCUGCCAUGUGAGUGUGACUCUGGGCUCAGCUCUAUAGUGUGGUUUGCAGGAUUUUGAAUUUCCACGGACAGUGCGAUCUUCAGAUUUGAGUUGUACACUGUAGCUAAAACUAAAGUUACACCAAGUUUGGAGAAAUAUGCCGUGCGUCAGUCAAGAUAAUUCUCUUAGCGCCCACACAGUCCAUUUAGUUUUUCUUAACAUAAGUGAGUCUUUGAACUAGAGCGCGAUGUCUUGUUGUUCCUUCGUAGGUAUUUACUUAAGUUUUUGCUUAACAGUCGUCUAUGCGACUGCUAUGAAUUCUUACGCAAGACUGCAGUUUCGGAACCAUAGCGUUCCUCGUCAGUUGCUACUAUGGUAAAGUCUUAGUUACAAAGAGCUAAGCAGGCUGUUUAAAUACUGGUGGCUAGGAUCGAAAAUACUAACUUGCCAUUGGCUGCAAAAGUGACCAAUAGCGUAGGUGUAUCUUUUUGUGGGCACAAAUAAUUUUAUAGAAUAUUUACAAAGCUACCAAAUUCUAAUAUUUAUUUAUUACAAAUUUUAUUUUAUUAUUUUUAUUAUAAUACAGUAUACAGUGUAUGUUGUAGGUACACCAGCUGCAAUUUAAAACAAAAACAAGGUUCUAAUUGUCUCCUUUCAUAAGAAGAAAGUGAUUUUUGUUUAUUCAUAUUGUGCCUGUUAAUAUUGUUGAUUUCUGAAACUCAGACUUUCUGAAAAAGUCACAAUUGGACCUUCCCUCUGCAUGAAUUUUUUUCUUUACCUUCUCCUUUGCAUGAAUUUUUUUUCUUUACCUUCUCCUUUGCAUGAAUUUUUUUUCUUGGCAUUUUCCCUUGCAUGAAUUUUUUUUGGGUUUUUUCCCCACCCCCCUCCCCCCAUCACUUUUCUAAUGGUCCGUCCCUUAGGUUGCGAGAGGUCCCGGGUUCGACUCCUCGACAGGCCCAAAAUAACAGUAUCUUAGUUUUGUACCUGCGUUUUUUUUUUGAUCGAAAAUACGUUUGGCUUAACUUAAAGGGACUCUAGGAAUGGCUAUAAUGGAAUAUCAAGAUCUUUAGUAUAGGCUCAACUCUUUUUCGGUUGUUUACAUGAUAUAAUAUGUGGCAUUAGGGAGAUUAGUGAACUUACGCAACAGGACGGAAGAGGAAAGAAGACGGCAAACCUUGUGUGACAAGCGUGACAAUAAUUUUAUUUGAAACAACUUUUCGCCAAACUUCACUUUCCUUUAAACAGAUCUUUUUGUAAUGGACCAGAAAACCUUGGUGUUAAGUGAAGAUCACGACAAAACCCACAGGUAAUAGCCUUGUCCCGUUUGUCACACACAACUGUUUUGCCGUCCUCUUCUUCCUGCCGUCCUGUUGCGUAAACUCACUAAUAAAGCAACAAGGACGGCGACGGCCACGAAAACGUCAGUCGCUUGAAAUGUGAAUUCGCUUUACCUCAAACUUUAUCGCGCUUGUUCCAUCUAGUUUAUUCGUCAAACGUUAAUGGUUUAUUGGCAAAUUUUUUUUUUUUUUUUUUUUGGGGGGGUUGAAUUCCAAAGGACUGAUGAAAGUUCAGGAAAAGAAAAAGAAAUGUACAAAAAAGCGUGAUGCACGUGCAAAGUUGUUUUGUUGUUUUUUUUUUGCCUAUCUGAACCUAUUGCUUUUAUGCCGUUCUCGUUGAAGUCGCCGUCGUCGUUGCUUAUAAGCUUUCUUAACGCAAGUCGUAUCUAAACUCUCAGCAACAUAACAUGUUGAAUUAAGACAGGUUUACCAACAAAAGUGUUAAAAAAUGACAUUUUUGUAUAGGCUCCAAGUAUUGAUAUGGAUUUUCCUUUGUACAAUUUGUAGUCAAGCUAAGUAGACUGACGAAGUAGACUUUGUUAGAACUUUUUUAACAAGAGAGCUUUUUUGAAGGUGAGGAGUUUUUGGCGUAAAUGUAAAGCUAGAGAGCUAAUCCUGUCGUGUUUCAUCAAAAGUAAGCAAUUUUCUAAAAAGAACAGCGCUUGACGAGAAAUAAAAAAGAAUAAAUUUAAUUGGUUUUCCACCCGAGAGAGAGAGCUAAGCUGGUAGAGCUUUUGCUUCUGAGUUCACGUGACCUAUCUCAUGCCAAAAUUUAUGGACACAACUUUUAAAAAAAUAUAGAUGGAAAGAGAACUGAAAGUAUAAUCGGCCUAUCGAUUUUUAGGCUUUUGAUUUCUCAACAGCGAGACUUAUGACACGAAUAAAUACACUUUGGUACAAAGGGAACAUUGUUAACGCGUGCGCCUUUAUUGUAAACUAGGAAAUAGGAAAUUUGUCUAUGGUCGCCUUUUCGGUGCAAAUCGUCGCCCGCCCUGCAGUUAAGCAAUUUUUCUCAUAAUAGCGUAACUGACCUAACAAACUUAUUCCUGAUCACUUAUAAGUUUUACGUUUAUUUUUUCCUAAGCGCGUAGUUGAAUUUAUCAUCAUAGCGCCAACAGAGAAGUUGUAGUCUCACAGACUUUAUUAAACAAGCCUGCCACUUCGGUCAUCUAGCUAUCAAACAUACUGUUGUUGUAAUUUUACAAGCUUUUCUUAAGAUCUCUUAAUGACUUCCUUUUCAUCUGGCAUUGUUCCCAAAUUAGAAUGUUGGUUAAGGUCGUCCUGCGCCAAAUAAGCAAGCAAUUAAUUGAGGUAAAUUAAGGUCUGUAACCUGACAAUAUGUUAUCGAAGCAAUAUAUGUCGGCGACGUCUCACAUAGAAUCUUCACUUUGAAUAGAAUACAGUUGACUCCAGAUAACUCGAACCUCCCGCCAACUCGAAGUAAUUUUUGCUUCUCUUCAGAUCAUUUCUAUGUCAUUAAAAAAAAACGGUGUACUGAAAUCCGAAACAUUGCAUUCGAUUCAAUUGAAAACAACCGUGUCAAUUUUUUGUCCGCCUUUAUUUUUUGUCACUCCAGUUCAAAUUCAUUGUCCAUUCCCCUGUGUCAUAUCAAGCGUUGUUGCUUUUAAAAUUCCUUGUUCACAGUAUCAAUCUUUAUUUCUUGCUGCCUUUGAAGUGAAGUAUGCAUGAUACUUGCGUUCCUUCCCCAUCCAUUUGCUUAUUUCCGGUUAUUUGUUUCGAUCUCACGAUAACUCGAACGUUUUUCGGUUUCCAUAGAAGGUUCGAGUUAUCGGGAGUCGACUGUAGUUUCAAAUGAUCAAAAUCCAUUAUUGGCUCCAACACCGACGGGAAUAAAACAAAAAAAAUUCAUUUUUAGUCCCUGAAUUAAUCUGAAUGUAAUUUCUGCCUAUUGAACAAUAAAGGCUGAACAUAUAUUGUACAUAUACACUUGAUUUCAACUCGAAUUAUUAGAGUUGCUCUAUUGAGAUAAUAGAAAAAAAUAAAUAAUAACAAUAAUAAUAAACAAAAUUCUUAAAUCUGAUAAAUUAUUACAAUACGUAAAUUAAGACUCUAAAAUACUAAAAGUUCAUUUUUUAUUGGUCUCAGUAAAAUCAGUUAUUGAUGCUGUUGUUCUCAUACUGUCUACUGCAAAUUAGUUAAAUAAGGAAAGAUGAUAAAUUUUAAGCUGGCUAAAGAUCUUUCCUGUGGUCGGAUGAUCCUAGUUAACGGGUUAAGAAUCAAAAUUUUCAAUAACGGAGAACUAAGAAUAUGCUAAGAAAAAAAUUAAAAUAUCAAGAUAUCACUGAGAAUUAAAAGAAGCGCAAAGCUUUCGCAAAUUCAGUUCUCGUUUCAUCGAAUUACUCUUUUGGGGAUACCAUGAAUUCAUUCAAACAAGUGCCUCAGCCAGUUACUUUCUGUUAAGAGGGGUGUAUAUCCUUACAUACGGUAUCCUUUUCAGUAUAUGAGCAGAUUUCAUCAAAAUAUGCGAAGACGCACGAACGUACAAAUCAAACACUCGAUUAGUUUAAGUUUUAAUAUAUGUUGGAGCUAGUUGUGAAUCGAAAUUGCAUCUAAAAAUGUAAAAUGUAAAAUGCAUUUAAAAUGUAAAAAAUUCAGAACUAUGUUCACGAAUUUGUAAUGUUCUUACGGCGCUCGUUCUCAGCAAAGAAAGACCCUAGUUUUCAGCAGCGUUCUCGCUAAUUGAACAUGUUGGCUUACUAUAAAUAUAAAUUGACUGGUAGGAAAAUAUGACGACGUUUGCGCAACUAAACCCACGCUCCUCGACCUGCAUAAUAUGUUGCAAAUAACAAAUUUAUCAAUUUGUCGGAGUCUAACAAGAGAAAUUUAUUUUUCACUUGUCACGGAGUUGCGAAACAUUUGUUAAUAAUGCAGACCUGUCAACUUAAGAAAACAAACGCCAUUUAUUCGACAUAAGAACCUAGUGAGUCAUAGCGGAAAGAACACCUUUUGUGAAGCAGUCAAAGUAAGGCACCUCGUCUCUCAAUAACAGCAAGAAAAAUGGUGAACUUGACGGAAGGCAAGAUGAAGACACUGCUUUCUGCAAACAUAGGUGUAGGUUUAUACAUUACGAUAGCAGCUGUAAAUAUUGUUCUCUCCAUCACGGCAUCUCUGGGCAACAUUCUGAUCCUGAUUGCUCUUCGCAAAGUGACUUCUAUUCAUCCGCCGACAAAACUGUUGUUUCAAUGCUUGGCCAUCACUGAUCUUGGCGUUGGUCUCAUUUCCCAGCCACUCAUGGCCACCCUGAUACACCUGGUUGAUAAUAUUGACAUCAAAAUUUGGAGUGUCUUGUUUUUCCAUCUACUGGGGUCUUUAUCCAUUGCUUUUUGUGGAGUAUCGGUUUUUGCAUCAACUGCCCUGAGUGUGGACAGACUUCUCGCCCUGUUUAUGGGGUUGAGGUACAGACAUGUUGUAACACUGAAGCGAAUUCGUGCAGUUCUUGCCUGUGGUUGUUUAGCCCUCCUAUUGACUGUGUUGGUUUGGAAUUUUAGGACAAAAUCCGCCAGGAUUAUGAUUACAAUUGUCUUGACACUCUGUCUCAUUAUCUCGCUGUUUUCUUACACGAAGAUCGUCCUUAGACUUCGGCAACAUCAGUCCAGUGUACGAGACAAUGCCCAGCAAGGACAAGCGAACACAGGAGGAAGUCCAUUGAACUUAGAACGAUAUAAGAGGACUGUUGUAAGCGUAGCUUUGGUGCACCUGGCAUUAGUAAUAUGCUAUCUUCCAUUUAAUAUUUUCAAUACUUUGAUUCAUCUAAAGGGUAUUCACCCUAAUAUUUAUUUUCUUUAUCAUUUUACUACAACUCUCCUUUUCCUAAACUCGUCUUUAAACCCGUUUCUGUACUGCUGGAGAAUCAAAGAAAUACGACAAGUAGUGAAGGCCACAAUCAUAAGGUUUUGCACCUGUUUGAGCCAAGGAACAUCCACUUUAUCUACGAAUCAGUAA
Messenger RNA from Porites lobata, 7348 nucleotides. Lineage: Eukaryota; Metazoa; Cnidaria; Anthozoa; Scleractinia; Poritidae. The record is from the annotation of a GenBank genome assembly.